AUUACGAUUGUAAUCCACCUCAUCCUGAUUGACAUCAACCCUAAAGACGCCCAACAGUGGCAUAAUCUUGCAGGGGAAUAUCCCUGGAACACGCCAAUGCCCUUUGUGUUCGGGAAGGGUACAAGAUCAGCGCACGCGGACCGCCGUAGUGCCAGGCAGCAAAGCCUGAAGGCCGUGGCAGCGCACGCCAAAUUCCUGGAAUCCUGGUUUACAUACUCUCCUCCAGACUCACCUGCCGAGUCUAGCAACACAGACACCCCAGAAAUGGGUCGAACAAAACCAAAGACCCCGAGGGCAGGAGUGCCUAACAAGGCAAGGGACAUAGGCGCACUACUAAAAUGCACGCCAAGGUCUAAAAUUAAGGACCAGGCCGACAUGGAGGCCUCCAUGGGUCAAUCAGAGGACGAGACAGCACCAGCUGGGUCUCGAGUACUCGGGCCCAAUGAUAGACAACACCCGAACCUAGCCACCAAAGAUGACAUAACGAGAAACUCAGGAAACUCUUCGACGCCGAUAUGGCACUGA
Messenger RNA from Pelobates cultripes (western spadefoot toad), 525 nucleotides. The record is from the annotation of a GenBank genome assembly. NCBI's taxonomy places the organism in Eukaryota, Metazoa, Chordata, Amphibia, Anura, Pelobatidae.